This is a messenger RNA of Harpia harpyja (harpy eagle), 2040 nucleotides long. It is a transcript of the gene PAK3, whose product is annotated as p21 (RAC1) activated kinase 3. Bases 182 to 1858 code for a protein of 558 amino acids. Gene Ontology annotation, biological process: regulation of axonogenesis; regulation of MAPK cascade; regulation of actin cytoskeleton organization. Gene Ontology annotation, cellular component: cytoplasm. The transcript has 16 exons. The record is from RefSeq and is a predicted model, not a curated record. Gene Ontology annotation, molecular function: ATP binding; protein serine/threonine kinase activity. NCBI's taxonomy places the organism in Eukaryota, Metazoa, Chordata, Aves, Accipitriformes, Accipitridae.
GGGAGGAGAGGGAGAAAAACUAAAGGAGGCUCCCGGCAGGCAGAUCAAUGUGGAGCUGGUAAGGCGCUGCGACCGGCCCGCCAGCAUCCCGCCGGCAGCCGCGGCCGCAGCCGGGAGGACGAGCGCGCCCUCCCCAGCGCGGAAGAGGCCAGAGAGAAGGAGGCUGUGAGGGCUGCUGAAGAUGUCCGAUAGUCUGGAUAUUGAAGAGAAACCUCCAGCCCCACCAUUGAGAAUGAACAGCAACAAUCGCGAUUCUUCAGCACUAAACCACAGUUCAAAACCGCUCCCCAUGGCCCCUGAGGAGAAGAACAAGAAAGCCAGGCUUCGCUCCAUCUUCCCAGGAGGAGGGGAUAAAACCAACAAGAAGAAAGAGAAAGAACGUCCUGAGAUCUCUCUUCCUUCAGACUUUGAACACACCAUUCAUGUGGGAUUUGAUGCCGUCACUGGAGAAUUCACACCAGAUCUCUAUGGCUCACAGAUGUGCACAGGGAAGCUCCCAGAGGGCAUUCCAGAGCAGUGGGCCAGGCUACUACAGACCUCCAACAUAACAAAACUGGAGCAGAAGAAGAACCCACAAGCUGUUCUAGAUGUUCUCAAAUUUUAUGAUUCCAAAGAAACAGUUAACAACCAGAAAUAUAUGAGCUUUACGUCAGGAGAUAAAAGCGCCCAUGGAUAUAUAGAAGCCCAUCCUUCGAGCACAAAAACAGCAUCAGAACCCCCCCUAGCUCCUUCUGUUUCUGAAGAAGAGGAUGAAGAUGAAGAAGAAGAGGAAGAUGACAAUGAACCUCCACCUGUUAUUGCACCACGGCCUGAACAUACAAAAUCAAUCUACACACGCUCUGUAAUUGAACCUGCCGCUGCACCAGCACCAGCUAAAGAAGCCACCACUCCCCAACCUGAAAACUCAAACACAAACACUUUGUACAGAAACACAGACCGGCAGCGAAAAAAAUCCAAGAUGACAGAUGAGGAGAUCCUAGAGAAACUGAGGAGCAUUGUGAGCGUGGGAGAUCCUAAGAAGAAGUACACUCGAUUUGAAAAAAUUGGCCAAGGGGCAUCGGGAACUGUUUAUACAGCAAUCGACAUCGCCACAGGGCAAGAGGUGGCCAUAAAGCAAAUGAAUCUCCAACAACAGCCCAAAAAGGAACUAAUUAUUAAUGAAAUCCUGGUCAUGAGGGAAAAUAAGAACCCAAAUAUUGUUAACUAUUUAGACAGCUACCUAGUCGGUGAUGAACUCUGGGUGGUUAUGGAAUACUUGGCUGGAGGCUCUUUAACCGACGUUGUUACAGAGACGUGUAUGGAUGAAGGACAGAUAGCAGCUGUCUGUAGGGAGUGCCUGCAAGCACUGGAUUUCCUUCAUUCAAACCAAGUGAUUCACAGAGACAUCAAAAGUGACAAUAUUCUUCUCGGAAUGGAUGGAUCUGUCAAAUUGACUGAUUUUGGCUUCUGUGCUCAGAUCACCCCUGAGCAGAGUAAACGGAGCACAAUGGUUGGGACUCCUUACUGGAUGGCACCAGAAGUGGUGACAAGAAAAGCAUACGGCCCCAAAGUGGACAUCUGGUCACUUGGGAUCAUGGCAAUAGAAAUGGUGGAAGGAGAACCUCCUUACCUUAAUGAAAAUCCUCUCAGGGCGCUGUAUCUGAUAGCUACGAAUGGGACACCAGAGCUGCAGAACCCGGAGCGACUGUCCGCUGUGUUUCGUGACUUUCUGAACUGCUGCCUGGAGAUGGACGUGGACAGGCGAGGGUCUGCCAAGGAACUUCUGCAGCAUCCAUUUUUAAAAUUAGCCAAGCCUCUCUCCAGCCUGACUCCUCUGAUCAUUGCAGCAAAGGAAGCGAUUAAGAACAGCAGCCGCUAGCGCUUCAAGCCGGCUUUCUCCCAUGCCAGCUCAGAGCAGGACUGAGAACAAAAACUCUGUAAAACCUCAACUCUUGUGCUGCAGGACAGAUGGAUGGAUGAACAAACCAACGGUCACAGUCAUGGUGGUAGGAGGGAGAACAACCCAGUCCCUCAAGGAGUAAAAAAUUAUCAUUUGUCUUC